This is a messenger RNA of Anastrepha obliqua, 698 nucleotides long. RefSeq lists its product as uncharacterized. NCBI's taxonomy places the organism in Eukaryota, Metazoa, Arthropoda, Insecta, Diptera, Tephritidae. The transcript is spliced from 3 exons. Bases 194 to 607 code for a protein of 137 amino acids. The record is from RefSeq and is a predicted model, not a curated record.
AGUUAAGACUCAGUUGCAGGCGCGUUUCAUUACGAAGUGAUUGUGUGGUAGAUUUUAGAUUAAAACCCCGUUGCCUAUGUAUGUAUGUAGAUUUGAUCAAGAAAACGCCUGAGUUAAAUAAAAUUUGUUGGUGGUCGAGCAGUUUACCAAGCGACGCGCUUAAAUUCGGAAGCUUAGCGGACAAAGCUAAAUAAUGAAGAUGAGAAAAAGCAAAUCUAGGGAAGUGCUCUUAGAGCACGGUGAGAAUGUGCCAAUUGAAAAUGACGACACGAUGUUACCUGCUGAGCUCUGUGCAGCUACCAGCCUCCUGCACGACAACAGCAACAACACCUCCGCUAAUACAGAUGACUCAGUAUCCAUACAAAUAAAACCAGUGACACUCUUAUCCGAAGCUCAAAAGGACGAACUCGGUAUGGUGGUACCACUCACAGCAGAAAAAGCCAAUAUAUCACCCACCAACACGGCAAACGAACGAUCGAUUUUCAAAUCUCCACCCUUGCCGUGGUAUCGCAACUGGACAAGUGCAGGCAUAGUGCUUUGUGUGGUCUAUAAUCUCACGAUUAUGUUUUUGUUAGUAAUGGGUGUAUUUAAAUUCGGUAAAGGCUGAAAUGGCGUAAAAAUAAUAACACUUGAAAUUUUUGAUUCACAUUUUUUUUAUAAAUUAGUAAAUAAAUACAUACAUACAUAUGAACAACGAA